UUUGAGUGUUGUGAAGCAGCGUCGCCUCCACGUGUUGCUACUCCCUGUCUCUACCCUCGCUACUGAUACUAGCACCGACUACAAUGGAGUUGGGAGGGAUUUUAACAUACGAAGGCAGUAAUUUCUUUCGUCAGAGGUUGAUUCUAGCAACAUUAAGUGGGAAGGCCGUCAGAAUCAGAAACAUUAGAGCUGCAUCUGAGGACCCUGGGCUUGCAGAGCAUGAAGUUAACUUUAUUCGUCUCCUUGAUUGUAUCAGCAAUGGCAGCAGCAUUGAAGUAAACGAAACAGGGACAGCAGUGCUAUACAAGCCUGGUGUAUUAGCUGGUGGCCGUUUGGAUCACAAUUGUUCAAACCAGCGCGGAAUAGGAUACUUCUUAGAGCCUCUCUUCAUGCUGGCACCAUUUUGCAAGACUCCAUUGAACAUCACACUCAAGGGCAUCACAAAUAAUAAGUUGGAUCCAUCUGUUGACAUGAUUCGUUCAUCCUUGAUGCCAGUAUUGAAAAAGUUCUUGGUGGUAGAUGAUGGGCUGAGUUUGAAGAUGCUUCGACGGGGUCUUCCGCCUGGUGGAGGGGGCGUGGUAGUCUUCACAUGUCCCGUUAGGAGGACAUUGAGACCAUUCCAGUGGGAAGAGAGUGGAAAGAUCAAGCGUAUCAGAGGCAUAUCCUACACUAGUCGUGUGGCUCCAACCGUUGCCAACCGCAUGCUUGAUGCAGCCAAGGGUGAAUUUCUCAAGUUCCUUACUGAUGUGUACCUGACAGUAGAAAAUUCAAAGGGCAGUUCUCCAGGGUUUGGCUUGUGUGCAGUAGCAGAAACAAACACGGGAUCAUUCAUAUGUGCUGAAGCCAUGUCUAAUGCCCCGGGAGAAGAGGCUGAAACCAAGCUCCCGGAGGAUGUUGGUCGGGAGGCAGCAUGGGGAUUGCUGGAGGAGAUCUACCGUGGUGGCUGUGUGGAUACUCUCUGCCAACCUUUUGUACUUCUUUGUAUGGCACUAACACCUAAGGAUGUGUCCAAAAUCGUCUUGGGACCUCUUGCUCCAUACACGAUGCAUUUCCUUCGCCACCUGCGAGACUUCUUUCAAGUGACAUUCAAAAUUGAUGAAUACAAAGAGAAGAACUUCAGUUUUUCUGAUGAAACUCCAGAAACAAGAACAGGAGCUGAUAAGUUAUUGCUGACAUGUAUUGGAGUUGGUUAUGCAAACAUCAGCAAGGGACAGACUUAAUGUAGAAAUGUCAACACUUGCUAUUAACAUCAAUUUGUAUCAUUGUACAUUAUCACUGAACACAUUCCUAAAAGGAAGAUAUUUCUAAAACUUUUGUCAAUCAUUCUGUAAAGAAACUUUAAUAUAACAUUUUAUUUAUAGGCACCAUUAUAUUAAAAUUUAAAUACAUUAUUAAAUGCUAAAUGAUCAUGA
This is a messenger RNA of Procambarus clarkii (red swamp crayfish), 1412 nucleotides long. It is a transcript of the gene Rtc1, whose product is annotated as RNA terminal phosphate cyclase 1. Lineage: Eukaryota; Metazoa; Arthropoda; Malacostraca; Decapoda; Cambaridae. Gene Ontology annotation, cellular component: nucleolus. Gene Ontology annotation, biological process: ribosome biogenesis; endonucleolytic cleavage of tricistronic rRNA transcript (SSU-rRNA, 5.8S rRNA, LSU-rRNA). The record is from RefSeq and is a predicted model, not a curated record. Gene Ontology annotation, molecular function: RNA endonuclease activity.